AUGGCACCUCCACCAGAAUACACCCUCUCCCCCGCAUACCUCUCCGACAUCCCCGCCAUGCUCCCCGUCUACCACUCGGCCUUCACCGACGACCCCCUAAGCAGCUACACUUUCCCACGCUCUCGCAUCGCUCCUGAGGAAUUCACCCGCUGGCUCACCACGCGCUUCACCAUGCUCUUCCACCGGCCUGAAACCCGCUAUUUCAAAGUCGAAAAAGACGGCGAACUAGUCGCGUUGGCGCGAUGGAGUUUCCCGUAUCGGCUUAGUGAGGAGGAGAAAGCUAAGAGGGCAAGUGAUAAGGAGGAGAAGAAGAAGAGGGAUGAGAGGGAGGGACGGGAUACGGAUUGGCCGGUUGGUGCGAAUGAUGAGUGCUGUAGGGAGAAGUUUGGGGGGAUUGGGAGGGCGUUUGAGAGGUUCGUGGAGGAUCGGGAGGAUGUUUAUGGUAUUUACUUCCUUCUUACUUAUUUAUCAUAUAUUUGCCAUGUUAAUGGAUGCGUAGUUCUCGGUCUUAUAGGUGUUUCUCAAGAACACCGGAGAAAAGGUCUUGCUACUAUGUUGAUUAAUCAUGUGUUGGAUAUGGCGGAUCAAGAGGGGAAACAGACGUAUUUGGAUGCUACGGAUGAGGGAUGGUUUGUGUAUAGUAAACUUGGGUUUGAAGUUAAGGGGACGGUUGAGAUUGAUUUGACGAAGUAUGGGGGUGAGGGGAAGGCGAGGAAUAGGAAUAUGAUUAGGCAGCCUAAGAAGAUAGAGUAG
Molecule: messenger RNA, 753 nt
Organism: Glarea lozoyensis ATCC 20868
Lineage: Eukaryota; Fungi; Ascomycota; Leotiomycetes; Helotiales; Helotiaceae
Product: Acyl-CoA N-acyltransferases (Nat)
Exons: 1
Coding region: 1-753 (250 amino acids)
Molecular function (GO): acyltransferase activity, transferring groups other than amino-acyl groups
Source: RefSeq, a predicted model, not a curated record